CACUUUGUUGACUCUGCAGCUCCAGCGGCAGGGAAGCUGCUGGAAGUCUUUCUACUGACAUUCAUGACCCGAAAUCCAUCCAACAACGUGUGUAACCAUUAAAAUACAACGAUUAACACAAUUUUACGUGUCAUUGAUUAAUCAAAAACAUUAAAAGGAAGUGAGGUUAAGCAGAUUAAUAGUGAUAUGGGGGAAAAACGGAACAAACCUGCAGUUUCACGGCUCACCUUUUCUAAAACAACAACUAUGUUCAACAAAUGACAUAACAGCGUGUGGUUGCGACACAGUGGAGAUAUGUGGACCGGCUGAAAUCUCCAGCUAUGCUUUCUGGGUAAAGUGCACUCUGGUAUCCGCCCAUAUUCGCGUAACGCAGGCCAGACAGAGCAAGCUAGGCCGGGGCGCUGCUGGAUCAGAUGGAAAGUUCAAUCGAUUAAUCUGGCAACUUCAUGUUUUCGUCUGCUCCCCAAACCUCGUCAGAACCGACUCAAAUGCUGGCAUUUUGGUGAGAAAUAGGAAAUGCGGAGAUCGUGUGAAACGAGAGGAUUAUCUGUUUGACAACUUAUUCGGUCGCCACUUCAGACGCGGAACUCCACUAAAGGUGAAUCAUGACGGAAUAUAAGCUGGUUGUGGUGGGAGCUGGUGGCGUUGGCAAGAGCGCGCUCACCAUCCAGCUCAUCCAAAACCAUUUUGUGGAUGAAUAUGACCCCACCAUUGAGGACUCUUACAGAAAACAGGUAGUAAUUGAUGGAGAGACGUGUCUCCUGGACAUCCUGGACACUGCAGGUCAAGAGGAGUACAGCGCCAUGAGGGAUCAGUACAUGAGGACAGGGGAAGGCUUUCUCUGUGUUUUUGCUAUCAAUAACACCAAGUCCUUUGAAGACAUUCACCAUUAUAGAGAACAGAUUAAGCGGGUGAAGGACUCUGAGGACGUCCCCAUGGUGUUGGUGGGAAACAAGUGUGACCUCCCCACCCGGACGGUGGACACCAAGCAGGCUCAGGACUUGGCACGCAGCUUCGGCAUUCCCUUUAUUGAAACCUCAGCCAAAACCAGACAGAGAGUGGAAGAUGCCUUUUACACUCUGGUACGGGAGAUCAGGCAGUACCGGCUCAGUAAGCUCAGCAAGGAAGAAAAGACUCCACGCUGUGUCAACCUUAAAAAGUGUGUUGUGAUGUGAGAGGGGGCGUCGAUGAUGCCUUUUACACAUUAGUCAGAGAAAUCCGGAAGCAUAAGGAGAAGAUGAGCAAGGAGGGCAAAAAGAAGAAAAAGAAGUCCAAGACAAAGUGUAUACUCAUGUGAAUAACUGCCCCUUUUCAAAACAGAAAAAAAACAUAUUAAUAAUAAGCAGUUUAAGUAAUACAUUUUUGUACAUUACACUAAAUUAUUAGCCUCCAUUUCAUUAAAUACUAAACCUGACCUAAAUUUUCCUGUUGUUCUUUUGUCGGGACACCAGUAAGCUCUCAGUUUAGUGCCAGUUGCUGACAUGGGUAAGCCCCACAGUUUGAGUUCGAUUCCUUUGAGGUGAUGGUGUUUUUAUUUUUAUUUUCUUUUUUGGACAUAAUCAUGGAGCUAAUGUCACACCUGACAACACUGUUAUCAGCAUUCACUUCCCUUUGCUGGAAAAGCCGCAGCUCUUUUCAAGCAGAGGAUGCCAAAGAAUGAACCGUGGACAAAACGGAAAAGGGCCGCCGUUCAGCGGGAUAAGGUCCAAAACAUUCUGCCACCGUGUAAUGUCCGUCUCCCACGCCUUUAAAUAGGACUUAGUUUUGUCACUGAUAAUUAUGCAUGCAAACUCCUACUCUUUUCCUAGUGUUUAACACCCUAGUUAGCUAUUAAUGAAUUUGUCAUUGCUUUGUACUGUGUGGGUAGUGAUUUUUUUUUUUUUUUUUUUUUUUUUUUUUUUUAAAUGCCUACAUCAGAGGUCGUUUUUCUUCCUGCAUGCAUUGUGUCCAUGACGGCACGAUCUGGUUGACAGUCAACAUGGAGGAUCUCAGAUUUGUUUGUUUAAUUUUUUUCUUUUUGAGAAACUGUUAAUAUUGGCUGCUGUGAGCUAAAAAAUCAUUUUCUUUUAAUGAAAAACUGCAAAUUUAAGAUUUUUUUUUUUGUACUUAUUUUGUUUGUAACGCUCAUGUUUGUGUUGUAAAGACUCAUGCCUUGUUAACUCCUCUGUAGGGUUGUUUUUGGAGCAUCCUGACAACAGUCAUUUCAUUGCUUUGUGUUCUUAAAAACUUAAAGCAGCAGCAGGUUUUACGUUUGAAAGUUUGUUUGGGGAAAUGCUAGACUUCAGGAUGUAUGUUUGCUGAACUGCCAUGCCUUUUUUUUGUCCCGAUAUAAAGCAAAAAAACCUUUUUUUUUACCCAGCUUUGAAAAAAAUAAGAGUCCCCAAAAGUUGUUUAAUAAAAGUAUUAAACUUGUUUGGUAUUCUGCAUUUCCACUUGCCAUUUAAUAGGCAAGGCAGCAAUUUCCAUCAUUUUUAUUAUUUAUAGACCAAAAUAAAUGAAAUAAACUUUACAAAACCUCCUGGUUUCUCUCGGGUCAGUUUAUAUUUCACCCUUUUUUUUGAUGGAUUGUUUUUAUUUUUUUCCAGUAGGUGCUACAUUUUGACAAUUGACACAAAAUCACAUUUUCUUUUUCUUCUUCACUGCACUUAAUAUGCAGAAAAACAGUUUGAAAGAAAUGCUGUUCUCACAGAUGAUUUAAUUUCUGCUUUAAAUGACCUCUUCUUUCAUGAAGUAGACAAAAAACUGAUGCAAUUUUAGAUACAAAACCCUCCUGUUAACAAUACAACGUAAUUUUACUGUAACUUUUGGACUUUUUCUUCUUUUUUUUGUGUGUGCCAACACCUGAUUUCUGAAAUGUCUCAGUUUGACCUGGACCGUAUUGUAACAACCUUUGUAUAGUUGUGAUACUGAAAAGUGCAUAUUUUGUAAAUUGUGCUUCAUUUCGUUGGUGUGUCUAAAUGAAUGUUGCUUUAACGGAGUUUUACCGCUCCGCUCUGUGUGUGCGUCCAGAGAGUGACUGGGUCCAGGGAAGUGAAUGAGUGACCACUUCACAGCAGAGCUGCUUAGGACAGCACCGAGUGGGGAUCUGAUCUCAAAAUGAGUCUAUUUUUUGCCAUGAAUUCACCACUCCUAUUUAAUGUGUAAUAAAGAACAAAGUAAUAAGGAA
Molecule: messenger RNA, 3166 nt
Organism: Oryzias melastigma (Indian medaka)
Lineage: Eukaryota; Metazoa; Chordata; Actinopteri; Beloniformes; Adrianichthyidae
Gene: kras
Product: v-Ki-ras2 Kirsten rat sarcoma viral oncogene homolog
Exons: 6
Coding region: 606-1175 (189 amino acids)
Biological process (GO): Ras protein signal transduction
Cellular component (GO): plasma membrane
Molecular function (GO): GTPase activity; GTP binding; GDP binding
Source: RefSeq, a predicted model, not a curated record